CUUUUUCACCUCUCGCUUCUUUUCGUCUGUUCAGUUAUAUCUAAUCUCUCUCUUUCUCCAUCUCUCUCUAUAUCAAUCUCUUUCCCUUUCCCUUUCCCUUUCCCUUUCUCUUUCUCUUUGGCUAUCCAUCACACCUUACAUCUACACGCAAACAUCUCAAAUAUAUGCACAUUUUGCCCUGCAUACGCAUUUUAUAUUUUUGAAAAACAAAAAAAUAAAAAGAUUAGCUUCCAUGACAAAACAGCUACUCAAAGUUGUUCUCAUUGGAGACGGUGGUGUAGGCAAGACUUCUCUACGUAAUCAGUUUAUCCAUAAGAGAUUUACCAACGCCUACAAGGCCACUAUUGGAGCAGACUUUAUUACGAAGGAAAUCGAGCUGGGAGAUGGCAAAAGGGUCUCGCUUCAAAUCUGGGACACUGCAGGGCAAGAGCGAUUUCAAUCGCUAGGGAUUGCUUUCUAUAGAGGCGCGGAUGCCUGUAUACUCUGUUAUGAUGUUACCAACUAUCUCACCUUUGAGCAUUUGGCGAAGUGGCGGAGAGAAUUUUUGAACCAGGCUGGUAUCGGAGACAGCAAUCCAGAUUUUCCAUUUGUCCUUCUUGGUAAUAAGAUAGACAUUGAUGAACGUGUCGUAUCCAGGAGACAGGCUCGAGGAUUUGCACGGGAACAUAGUAUUUUGACAGGCGCUAAAACUGAGAUGCCAUGUUUUGAGGCGUCAGCAAAAGAUGGUAUCCAUGUUGAAGAUGCAUUCAUAUAUAUAGCAAAGACCGUCAGGAUACCACAGAUGGAGCUGGAUAUGGUUGGCAAUGGGCCUGCCUCCACAAGGCUAGAUUGGGAAGCAGAUUCUGAGGCACGAAAGAGAUCCAGAGGUUGUUGCUGAUAAACUUUUAUUAAGGGUGACAUGACAUGGUCAUGGAUGCAUGGAUGUAGCGAUUAAAAAAGCCUG
Messenger RNA from Lobosporangium transversale, 943 nucleotides. Its product is annotated as P-loop containing nucleoside triphosphate hydrolase protein. The coding region runs from base 233 to 877 and encodes 214 amino acids. Gene Ontology annotation, molecular function: GTP binding; GTPase activity. The transcript is spliced from 5 exons. Lineage: Eukaryota; Fungi; Mortierellomycota; Mortierellomycetes; Mortierellales; Mortierellaceae. The record is from RefSeq and is a predicted model, not a curated record.